AAGCAUUCAGUUGGAACGCCAUUUCUUUCUUUCUGUUAACGAGAGAGUAGAAGAUCCUACGCAUUUGAUUUUUUGGCUUGUGUGGGAACUGCAAUCCCUAUGGAUAAGAACGUGCUAGCGGGACUUGAAGGUCUACCCGAGGAAGAUAAGGUCCGAAUGGCAACCAUGAUUGACCAGCUACAGUUGCGCGACAGUCUGCGGAUGUAUAAUUCAGUUGUGGAGAGAUGUUUCAACGACUGUGUCGACAACUUUUCACGUAAAACUCUCCAAAAGCAAGAGGAGACAUGUGUGACGCGAUGUGCUGAGAAGUUCUUGAAGCAUUCAAUGCGUGUUGGCAUGAGGUUUGCAGAGCUCAACCAAGGUGCAGCUACGCAGGAUUAGUAAGUGGACACAACAUUGGGAUCUCCUACAUCAUUUUGUUUCACAGCAGAAUUUACUUAUGGACAAAUAUAGGUUAUCACUUUCUUUAUUUUAUUUUCUUUGUCCUGCAAUGAGAUAAGAAGCAUUUGAUUCAUGUAAUCAAUGUUCAUUUCUUUAAUUUUACUUAUGAAGCAUUCGUUUCAUGAGUGAGUGAAUGAUUGAAUUACCAUAUUGUCAUACAGUUUUUGGUCACAA
This is a messenger RNA of Tripterygium wilfordii, 615 nucleotides long. Its product is annotated as mitochondrial import inner membrane translocase subunit TIM9-like. The transcript is spliced from 2 exons. The record is from RefSeq and is a predicted model, not a curated record. NCBI's taxonomy places the organism in Eukaryota, Viridiplantae, Streptophyta, Magnoliopsida, Celastrales, Celastraceae. Bases 100 to 381 code for a protein of 93 amino acids.